This is a messenger RNA of Gymnogyps californianus (California condor), 7768 nucleotides long. RefSeq names its product DENN domain containing 5B (gene DENND5B). The transcript is spliced from 23 exons. Gene Ontology annotation, molecular function: small GTPase binding; guanyl-nucleotide exchange factor activity. The coding region runs from base 1 to 3987 and encodes 1328 amino acids. NCBI's taxonomy places the organism in Eukaryota, Metazoa, Chordata, Aves, Accipitriformes, Cathartidae. The record is from RefSeq and is a predicted model, not a curated record.
AUGAGCGGGAGCGGCGCCCCCGGGCCCGGCGCGGCGCCCUGCCGCUUCGCCCACUACUUCGUGCUGUGCGGCAUCGACGCGGAGAGCGGGCUGGAGCCCGACGAGCUGGCAGUCUUGUACAAAUGGCUAGAAGCAGAUCUCCAUGGCAAGAGCUCAGAUACUGCAGACAAAACCUCAGGAGAGAAUUUCGACCAGAGUCCCUUAAGAAGAACCUUCAAGUCCAAAGUUUUGGCCCAUUAUCCUCAGAACAUCGAGUGGAACCCCUUUGACCAGGAUGCCGUCAACAUGCUGUGUAUGCCCAAAGGGCUGUCUUUCAGGACACAGGCAGAUAACAGAGAUCCACAGCUCCAUUCAUUCAUCAUCACCAGAGAAGAUGGCUCUCGUACGUACGGGUUUGUGCUCACGUUCUAUGAGGAGGUCACGAGCAAGCAGAUCUGCACAGCCAUGCAAACGCUCUACCAGAUGCACAAUGCAGAGCAAUACAGCAGCGUCUGCGCCUCCUCCUCAUGCAGCAUGGACUCCCUGGCCAGCAGCAUCGAUGAGGGCGACGCCACGUCCCUCGCCAAGCUCCAGCGGUACAACUCCUAUGACAUCAGCAGAGACACGCUGUAUGUCUCCAAAUGCAUAUGCCUCAUCACCCCUCUGCCCUUCAUGCAAGCCUGCAAGAAGUUCCUGAUCCAGCUCUAUAAGGCGGUGACCUCCCAGCAGCCGCCGCCUUUGCCCCUGGAGAGCUACAUCCACAACAUCCUCUACGAGGUGCCCCUGCCGCCCCCGGGGAGGUCGCUCAAGUUUUAUGGGGUUUACGAGCCCAUCAUUUGCCAGAGACCUGGGCCCAACGAGCUGCCGCUCUCUGACUACCCGCUGCGGGAGGUCUUCGAGCUGCUGGGCCUGGAGAACCUGGUCCAGGUUUUCACCUGCGUUCUUCUGGAGAUGCAAAUCCUUCUGUACUCACAAGAUUAUCAGCGUCUGAUGACGGUGGCAGAGGGGAUCACGACACUGCUGUUCCCAUUUCAGUGGCAGCACGUGUACGUCCCCAUCCUUCCUGCCUCUCUCCUGCAUUUUCUGGACGCUCCCGUUCCCUACCUGAUGGGGCUGCAGUCCAAGGAGGGAACCGACCGCUCCAAGCUGGAGCUGCCUCAGGAGGCAAACUUGUGCUUUGUAGACAUCGAUAACCAUUUCAUCGAACUGCCGGAGGAAUUCCCCCAGUUCCCCAACAAGCUGGAGUUUAUCCAGGAAAUCUCCGAGGUUCUCCUGCAGUUUGGGAUCCCGCCGGAGGGUAACCUGCACUGCAGCGACAGCGCCACCAAACUCAAGAACCUGGUUCUUAGCGACUUGGUGAACGACAAGAAGAACGGGAACAUCCCCGGCAAUGCCCUCAACAUGUACGAGCUGCUGAAAGGCAACGAGACGAUCGCCCGCCUACAAGCCCUCGCCAAGAGAACGGGCGUGACGAUGGAAAAAAUGACCAUCACAGCUCCCCUCGCGGAGAAGGAGAAGGAUGGGAAAUUGCCAUGUGAGGAGGUGGAGCUGAGGGACUACAAACUGAACGUGCAGCUUCGCGAGGUUUUCGCCAACCGCUUCACGCAGAUGUUCGCAGACUACGAGGCUUUCGUCAUUCAGGCUGCCCCCGAUAUGGAGUCAUGGCUGACAAACAGGGAACAAAUGCAAAACUUUGACAAAGCUUCCUUCCUUUCGGACCAACCCGAGCCUUACCUCCCAUUCCUUUCACACUUCAUCGAAACACAGAUGUUUGCAACCUUCAUAGACAAUAAGAUAAUCUCCCAGUGGGAAGAGAAGGACCCUUUUCUGCGAGUUUUUGACUCCCGAAUUGAGAAAAUAAGGCUAUAUAAUGUAAGGGCCCCUGCACUGCGGACAUCCAACUAUCAGAAAUGCAGCACUUUGAAAGAAGCAGCCCAAUCCAUUGAGCAGCGGCUGAUGAAGAUCGAUCACACAGCUAUCCACCCACACUUACUUGAUAUGAAGAUUGGCCAAGGGAAAUACGAACAAGGAUUUUUCCCAAAGUUGCAAUCGGAUGUCUUGGCAACAGGACCCACCAAUAACAACCGCUGGGCCAGUCGCAGUGCCACUGCGCAGCGGAGGAAAGACCGCCUGCGGCAGCACUCGGAGCACAUCGGGCUGGACAAUGAUUUGAGGGAGCCAUCGGAGGAGCUUUUGCUUCGUCAGAACUCAAUGGCCUUCUGGGAGUGGGAUCAGGGACCACCCCCUCCUGCACGGCCUCCUAAAAAAUCCUUCUCUGAAUGCUGCCUGAAAUACAUGCAGGAGGCGAGGAGUUUAGGAAAAAAUUUAAGGCAGCCCAAACUCUCAGACCUCUCUCCAGCUGUGAUUGCACAGACCAACUGGAAAUUUGUGGAAGGGUUACUGAAGGAAUGUCGCAUGAAGACUAAACGCAUGUUGGUAGAGAAGAUGGGCCAUGAAGCAGUCGAGCUGGGACAUGGAGAAGCCAACAUUACAGGUCUGGAGGAAAAUACGUUGAUUGCUAGUCUCUGUGAUCUGCUAGAAAGAAUCUGGAGCCAUGGUCUGCAGGUCAAGCAGGGGAAAUCUGCUUUGUGGUCCCAUUUACUUCAGUACCAGGAGAGAGAAGAGAAGCAAGAGCACAGUGCAGAGUCCCCAGUUGCUGUUGGAACAGAAAGACGAAAGUCUGAUACAGGAAUUACUCUGCCUACUUUGAGGGUUUCCCUGAUACAAGAUAUGAGGCAUGUUCAGAACAUGAGUGAGAUAAAGACUGAUGUGGGGCGAGCCCGAGCCUGGAUAAGGCUUUCUCUGGAGAAGAAGCUUUUGUCUCAGCACCUGAAGCAGCUGCUUUCCAACCAGGCACUUGCCAAGAAACUUUACAAGCGUUACGCUUUCCUGCGCUGUGAAGAAGAACGGGAACAGUUUCUGUAUCACCUGCUCUCACUCAACGCAGUGGAUUACUUCUGCUUCACAAGCGUCUUCACCACAAUCAUGAUCCCUUAUAGGUCAGUGAUAAUUCCCAUCAAAAAACUAAGCAAUGCAAUAACCACAUCAAACCCAUGGAUUUGUGUAUCAGGAGAACUAGGAGAUACAGGCGUAAUGCAGAUUCCUAAAAAUCACCUAGAAAUGACAUUUGAGUGCCAGAAUUUAGGGAAGCUGACGACCGUUCAGAUUGGUCAUGACAACUCAGGGCUACUAGCCAAGUGGCUGGUUGAUUGUGUCAUGGUCAGAAAUGAAAUAACAGGACACACGUACAAGUUUCCCUGCGGGCGAUGGCUGGGAAAGGGCGUUGACGAUGGCAGUUUGGAGCGAAUACUCAUUGGAGAGCUGGUGUCCUCCACAUCUGAGGAAGAGCUGGGGAAGCAGUGCCGUACCCCACCCCAGCAGAAAUCUCCUACCACGGCUCGACGACUGAGCAUCACUUCCCUCACAGGGAAGAACACCAAGCCUAAUGCGGGACAGAUCCAAGAGGGUAUCGGGGAAGCCGUGAACAAUAUUGUGAAACACUUUCACAAGCCAGAGAAAGAGAGAGGGAGCCUUACCAUUCUGUUGUGUGGAGAAAACGGUCUGGUCGCAGCACUAGAGCAGGUCUUCCACCAUGGAUUCAAAUCGGCUCGCAUUUUUCAUAAGAAUGUCUUCAUCUGGGAUUUCAUAGAGAAAGCUGUUGCUUAUUUUGAAACCAGUGACCAGAUUGGAGACAAUGAGGAGGCCCUUUUGCUUCAGAGAUCUUCAUGCAAAACCUUCUGUCAUUAUGUGAAUGCCAUCAAUACAGCUCCAAGGAACAUUGGAAAGGAUGGCAAAUUCCAAAUUCUGGUUUGCCUGGGGACAAGGGACCACUUGCUCUCUCAGUGGAUCCCGUUGCUGGCAGAGUGCCCACCCAUUACAAGGAUGUAUGAGGAGAAUGCUCUCCUACGGGACCGCAUGACUGUCAACUCCCUUAUCCGAGUCCUACAGACAUUGCAAGAUUUCAACAUCAUCCUAGAAGGAUCGCUCAUUAAAGGAGUGGAUGUUUAGCAUGGCUUUGCUGAGAACUUCAUUAUUCCUUUCCCAAGCAAGCAAACCACAAUUGGAGACCUGUCAGGACUUGAACGCAAUGGUAGUGCACCACUGUAAGGCAAAGCUGCUGGUUGAAGGAGGAGCGGGAAGCCCAGUUUGUGCCCGAUGGGGACUGUCCUCUAAAGCUGCAGAAAGCUCAGAUGCAGUAUUGUAGUUUAUUUGAAACAGAAAUUUAGUAUAAAAUAGAGUAUUUUCAUGUGUUAGAUGUGUGUAAAUAUGCUAUCUUCUUUAAGAAAUUAUAUUACUCUAAGAAAUUUUUCUUAGACUGAAUGUUCUUGUUCUGACUAUGAGUAGCUUAAACCCAGGGGAAGGACUGGGGGGAGGGAAGGACCGAGGUGGGAAGGGAUGCCGCUACUUGCUUGCAAGGAAGAAGCCAAUCAAUGUGUAAAUACAGCGCAAACUCAGCAGGGCUUUUUUCAGGUAUUGCAAAUUAAUACAGCAAAUAUCCUUAUGUAGCCAUUGUGAUUGUCUCACUCUUGGAAAUGUUGUAAGCAUAUGCUGUUUUACCCUACUGUACAUGGUCUCUUAGUUUUUUGUUUGUUCACAGACUCAGCCCUUUCCAUGCACAGAAGUUGUGACUCGUCAUUUUUUUUCUGUAAGGUCUUUUGUGUCACUUCUGUUGAUCUCCAAAAGGGGAGACAAGUGUUGAAAUGCUUAAACACUGGAGAGGAGGACUGCUGUCAGCCUCGGAGCCUGGGAGUAUGAGAGACCUAUUUAAGCGGUGCUGCUGCAGCCUGAGAUGGGGAAUGAUGGCUUGCUUGACUCGCUCGGUGUGUCCCUUGCCUGCCUAGAUGUUCUGAUGAUUCCCCCUCGCCCUCAGCCAGUUUGUGUUGUGGAUGGCUUUCCCCCCCACCCCACCCCAUGUUGAGGAAUUUGGUUUGUACCAAAUUCUUGCUGUACUUGAGAAGAAUUAUUGCUGUAGAGCCACAAACACCGAUGUUGCUGUGCUACUGAACUGUAUCAGCUGGUUUUGAAAUGCUGACAGGUUAUGAGUCUUCCUUUAUCCCACAGAAUGAGUGUUCCUAGGAAGUACAGGAUCUUUGAUUACUUUUUUUUUUUAAUUAUCCAGCUACAAAAAAAAAAAAAAGGAAUGAAGCAAAAGGAGGACAAAAAAGAAUCUCACUUUGGUAUUUUGAGGCUUCUCUCCUACACUCUUUCCAGUUAAUGUGUUAGUAAUACAGUGUGUAUAUACAGAUACAGCUCUUGAAGAGGAACUGGGAGCAACUGAAAUCCUGUACGCUAAAAAUUUAACAAGAGAUUACAUUAAAAUCAUCUUGUGGAUACCAUGCAGCAAAUACAGAGUGUAUUUUCCGUUCUUGUGGAUGGGAGUUGGAAGGAUCUGAGGGCAUAGUUAGCUUCAUCUGGUUUUAGUUUUUGGAGGUUAGUUUAAAUAUAGGUGUUUGUUUUCACUUGUUUAUUCCCUAUGAUCUUGGCCAUUUCGUCAGUGGAUUUCUGUGGAUGUCUCACUGUCGGCUGUGGCUUGGGAAAGGCCCCUAAUUGGUACUGUAAGUGUAUUGCCUUGCACUGUGCUCUGAAGUCGCAUUAAGAGGGACUUGUGAGUGGUGGGCAGUAGCAGGUCUCAGUAUGGUGUGCACAUGGUGGAGAGAGGGAUGAGAGCUAAGGAAAAGGAAAGAGGAUGAAAAUUAGGGUUUGCUUUCUCACCUGCCUUUUGUCAAGCUUCUCUACUUUCCUGUGGUCCCUCUGCUGUCCAAUUCUUAUACCAGCACUCACUUUAGUGUCAAAGUUUCACGUCAUAUUCCCAGCCAGAAAAAAACUCUUUGUGUGAUUUUGUUUCAUUAGAAGGGAGAGUUUUAUGUUAUAGAAGUUUUUUUGUUUCUAAGAAAGAAGUAAAAUAACACUGUCAGGGAGUCGUUGACUUUAAUGAGGGUUCCAGCUUUUAAUAACUGUUCUUUCCUCCUGGGCUUGUACUUCCUUAAACUGACUAAACUCAUCCCAAAUACAGCAGGCAGCACUGCCAUGUCACUACUGUGGGUGUGAGUAACUAACGUAAAGGCUGUGAAUGGUGUAAUGAGUUAGUAGCCAGAGCCCACGGCUGUGUGACCUCUCUUACGUUUCCAGAAAUGUGAAAUUUGGGGUGUUAUGGUUUUCUGUGUGGCCAGGCAAGUCUGCUUAAAGUCAGCAGAAGAUUCAUGACAACCCUUCAGCAGCAAUUGAAAAUGCGUCCCUAGUACUUAACUCUAUCAAUAAAUUAUACAUUUAGCACCAGAAACCAUGUGGCAGCAUUAUUUAGUAAUGACUGCUUAGGAUGUUUUGAUUUCUAUUACAACUCAGGCCUUUUAUGUCUAAUGACUGCUAUACAUGAUUUUUUCACGCCCAACCCAGUCUAAGUGACUUUCAUUUUACUGAAAUAAUAACCUCUUUAGUCCUUGGAUUUCUUCGCAGCAGCAUCUGCAUUUGCUAGCUGGAUACUUCUCAAAAGUAUACUGCUGCAUACUUCUCCAAAGACUUUGUGACUUAAGCAGUUGUAACAUUCAUCUGACGUGACACAGGUUAAGUGCACGCAGGAUAAAGCAGAAAUGUAGGCAGCUCUAAAGGUCAAGCAUAGAUGAAUAAACCACACACAGAGAAAAGGGCAAUAACUACAUAAAGUCUUUCUUAAGUUAAAAAAAGUCAAAACCUGAGAAAUUUUAAAAUUCAAAACAGGGCCUUCCCCCAUUUCAAACUACAUUAAGGAAUCUGUAGCACUUAACUUUAACACAACUUCACAUCAGCUUUUUCAGCAAGUGUUGACUUGUUUGGUUUUGUCAGGUUUCACAUCAUAAUAAUAAUACAAUAAAAAUUAUGUAUGUCUAAUAUUUCCUUGUAGGCAAUAAAACACUCUAAGAUAUGUUGAAAGGGGCACAGCUGAGUGCCUCAGAUUCCUAGAAGACUAGUUAUUUGACAACCUUGGGAGUACAGUUCUUUAUAGUGAAUUUUUAUUCUACCAUGUAUGAUUUAUUUUUUUUUUAGUAGACUACUUUUGUUUAUUGGAAACUGUGAGGUUUUUUCUGUAAGGUUUACAGAAAUCAUUCUACCCACUAGAAUGGUGAGAAACCCAUCAGGAUUCUUCUAAGCUAACACAGUUUUUACUUCAGUGUUAAAGCACCUUCUUUGGUUGAGAAAGGGAAUCUUGGAAAAGACCAAAGCUCUCUGGUAUCUGCUUUUAAAAAAAAAAUUCCUAUCCAAUACCCAUCUGCAGAUGUCUGAGUUUGCAUAGUCCUGUUAUACUAACAUCCAGCAUGGUAACUUGAGGGAGUCAGAAAAUCAAAUGCCUCACUAUGUACAAAAUGUGUAUUUAUAAUUCUCUGGAACGAAUUAAAUUCUACUGUUUAGUGAAAAAUCUACUCAUGUUUAUUCUGAGUUGGUUUGUGUAAUUAGAUAUCAUUGUUCAAAAAUGUCUUUUUAGAAUAGUUGCGCAACGGCAUAUUUGAGAAAAUUCCUUCUUUCAAUCAAACGAAGGUGUGCAUCUUGAGGGGAAAUAUUGUAUGUUACACUUGAAAUGUACAAAUGUGCCCUGUAUAGCUUAAAAUGAUCCUUAAAUGUCUCCAUUAAGUAUAUUUUGUCUUUACAUUAUUAUUAACUGAAUAAGAACUGGAUUAUUUUCAAGACAACAUUAGUAAAAGUAUUGUUAUAUCAAGCACUUUAACAUACAUACCACAAACUGACAUGGGUUUUUCAGGUUUUGAAGUACAUUGAAAUACAGCUUUUCAUGCUAUGUCCUUUACAAAUAAAACUGUGA